This is a messenger RNA of Chrysemys picta bellii (western painted turtle), 3184 nucleotides long. It is a transcript of the gene CENPN, whose product is annotated as centromere protein N. Gene Ontology annotation, biological process: chromosome segregation; CENP-A containing chromatin assembly. Gene Ontology annotation, cellular component: nucleoplasm. The record is from RefSeq and is a predicted model, not a curated record. Lineage: Eukaryota; Metazoa; Chordata; Testudines; Emydidae.
UAGUGAUUGGACCAUUCAAAUGUAGGAAGCUGGAUGAUUGGGUGCUCCGAAGGUGUGGGCGUGGCUGGCGGGAAAGAGCGGACAGUUUGGCGAGCCCGAAAAGCGCUGCUCUGUCGAGAUGUCCGCGAGCGGCCGUCGCCGUCGCGGUGCCCUUGACAGUGGCUUCACAAUGGAUGAGACAGUUGCUGAGUAUAUUAGAAGGACUGUGCUGAAAAUCCCACGCCAUCAAAUCAUGGAAAUGUUAACGAUGUGGGAAUUCCUCUCCAAGACGCAGCUGGAAACCAUUAAUGUGCAUCAGCUGAAGGAAAGAAUUUCCCAAGAAGUGGUGGAGCUUUGUGAGGAAAACUCUGCAAGUAUCAAGCAAGCAGCCAUUCUAGACAUGAUUUACAACUACACCUAUCGAAACAAGAAAGUUUGGACUGUUUACCAAAUGACCAAAGCAGCGGGUGAAGAAACUGACUCUUUUAACUUGGCAGAUUUCAAAUACAAAUUUAAGAGAAGUCUUCGGUCAGCUCUGAAAAAUGUGACUAUCAACUUCAGAGAAUAUGAGGAUAAUGCAAUAUGGAUUCGAAUUGCUUGGGGAACACAGUAUACAAAACCAAACCAGUACAAAGCUACUUAUGUCGUGUAUCACUCGCAAACUCCCUAUGUCUUCAUUUCCAGUCUUAGGAGCAGCAUACCUCUGCUUUGUCAGGCACUGGUUCAUGCUUCCAAUUACCAUGACAUCCAUGAAAUGGAGCUCCGAAGCCGUUGUAUAGACUCCCUUAAAGAUAUUGUGUUCAAGAGGUAUAGCCAGACCUUCCAAACAUAUCACCCAAGACCUCUACAAGAAAGAAAUGUUGCUCCAGAAAAGGUGGAUCCGAGGAUAAUUCAAGAAAAUAAAAGGGAAAAAGAGAGAAUCCAGAGUGUGAAUCAGGAGGUCUUUGGUGAGGGUCUCCAACCAAAAAUAGAAUUUGCACAAUAUAAGCUUGAAACAAUGUUUAAAGGUGAACCUGAAAUGGACAUUCUGACUGAAAAAGAACCAUUCAGAUGUGUAGUCAAAUUUUCCAGUCCCCAUCUUUUAGAAGCAUUGAAAUCCUUAGCACCAGCAGGUAUGGCUGAUGCACCUCUUUCACCAUUACUUACAUGCAUACCACAAAAAGCCAGGAACUAUUUUAAAAUUAAAGAGCGAAAAGGCAUACUUUCAGCAAGCUGUCUAGGCCCCUGACUUUUUUUUUACUGCAAAGACUCAUUCACAGAGAAUUAUACAUAUAUAAUGUAUUUAACUACUGUAUUUAAUCAAAAGAUACAUUUCAGAACCAUUUUUAAAGCUAAUUUAUUCUUUGGUAAUACCUUGUAUCCUUUUAAAUGAUAGUUUACAUUUAAGGUAAUACUUUUUCCCUACUGUUCAUUUUUAACAAAUGGGUUAGCCAAUGAGAUUGACUAAUGGCCUGUCGUCUAGCAGAUAGCUGAAUUUACUGUUUCAGCCAAUUAAACUAGUUCAUUGAAGUUCUUCUGUGGAUCAUAAUGUAUUUGGUGGAUGUACACAAUAAAUUAGAGAACAGAUCUAAUCAGAAUGCAAUAAGUCAAGUAAUGUGGCAGAUUAGUGUUCUUUCACUGUAUUAGCACCACUUAACAAAACAGUUAAGUCUGCAGUCUGUCAUCUAGCAUCAAAGACAUUAAUUCUGAGUGAGAAUGUCAGGAGACCAAUAUACACUACUGGGAAAACUAACAUUCUAGCCUUACCUUGAUGUUUUCAUUUUUCAACAGAAGACUUCCUUCCUGUGACAAUAUUCUAUUGUCAUGACUUCAUUGAUAGUGAGAUGCAUUUUUAAUGUUUUGUUUUGUUUUUUAAUGAGGUUUUGGGUUUGAUUGACUAGCAAAAGCUGGUAUCAAACAUUUGGUGCAUAUUUUUCAUAUCCUUAAAAUGGUAUUAAACGUCUAACAAACAGAUGUGAUACUUAAUGUACAAUAGGUUUUUAAUUAUUUAUUUUAUCAAAAGACUGAGUAACUAGGUAUCUAAACAAUUAAAGAUAGUUACUUAAGUUUCACCAUAAGAUUAAGACACUGAAACUUUCUGUUGAAGCAAAUUACUUUUUAAGAGUAAAUUAUAAAGAAGUAACACUCUUAAGAUUAAGGGCCUACAAAGUGCAUCAUUAGGGCUGUGCACAUAUCCCUAGUUACUACAAUAUCUUUUUAAUAUAGCUGGUAAGGGGAAAAAAUUCUGACUACUGCACGUGAAUUGCUGUUCAUGAUGUGUGUGAAAUAAGUUAGAUGUGAGAGAUGCAAAACCCAAGCUAUAUAUACUUAGACAAAUCUCUGGGCACUUAUCUGACAACAAAUACUAACUGUAAUAAACUAUAAAUGGCUGAGGUAAUCUGCUAAAUAGUCUCAUUUGGGCCCAAGUUAGUAAUAUAUCAAAGCGCAUGCCCAAGUUUGAACAUGUCAGUAGUCCCAUUGACUUCAGUAGAACUAUUCAUGUGCAUACAGUUAGGCAUGUGUUUUGUACCUCACUGAAAGGUAGUCCUUUCAAGAUAAGACCAUCUGCUACUAAUGAAGUCCAAAAGCAAAGUUUCCAUCUGACCUUAAUGGAUGUAAGAUCAGACCCAAAGUUUGUAAUCACCAAGAGCAACAGCCAGUAAGGAACUUGUCUAUUUUUAAUUAUACUUGUGUCUUUUUCUGUGGCUAUUUUGAGAUUUCAUCAUGGGUCUUACCGUAAAACAUAAUGCAGCUGGUAUAACUUUUACUUUGGGGAAGUAGUGUUUCUGAAUGCAUAUCUUACUAGGGUCUGAUCCUGCCACACUCCUUGCACACUAAAACUUUUGACUUUGUGUACAUAAAGAUUGCAGAACCAAGCUAAUGUAGUGUUAAAGCAGAAAUAGGGUUUGCAGUAGAGUUCUAAGUGUUAAUAAUUAAACAGCCAUUUUGAAUUUCACUCAUUUAAUAUUUUAAGCUACAGAUGUAAUUUACUUGGUUUGAAGAUCACUUGUAUUGUUCAAAAUGUCUCUCUUGGAUUCCGUGUUGGUUAGCAAUUUAUUGUUGAUGUAUUUUGUGUAUUUGAAUUUUUUAUUCACUUAGAUAAUGUCCAUAUGCGGAGAGAAUUUUUCAGAAAGGUUGUGGUAUAGCAUACUAAACUAUUUUGUUAAGUUUUGUGUGAUUUUGUUUUUGUUACAUUUGAAAGGACCAAUAAAAAUUUAAAGUAGAA